Entrophospora candida is the source of this 1700-nucleotide messenger RNA. The record is from the annotation of a GenBank genome assembly. NCBI's taxonomy places the organism in Eukaryota, Fungi, Glomeromycota, Glomeromycetes, Entrophosporales, Entrophosporaceae.
AUAUGUAUUAUGAUGAUACAAGUGAUGAUGAAGAUCCCUUACCAGUUCAAUCUUUAGAAUCAUUCACAGUAAAUAAUAAUCAAGAACAGAAUAAUGAUUAUUCAACAUGUAUAUUGGUGGAUUUGGUGGAUGGAAAAAUUCAGACGUGUGGGAGUAGUCAACAAAUUAGACCUCUCAAUCAUCUAAUUGGAAUGUGGCAGUUAGAUAGGGAAAUUGUCAAAAAAACUGAAGAAGAGGGAAAAAAACUAGGAAUCUGUAUGCAACAUUUCAAUGUUGAUCAAAAAUACCAUAAAAAUAAAUUGAAAACUACAAUACCUGUAAUUGAUCAAAAUGUCCAGGUUCCUUGUAAUGGACAAAUAACCUGUCGUGCAUUAAAUAACUUUGGCGUGAUUUGCAAACCAAAAGUUGAUAUAGUUGCUAAAGCUCAAUAUAUAUGCUGUGAAUGUUAUCAAAAUCAUGGAGGGCAUUUACAUGUGAAAAUGGGAUCUGGGAAACCACUAUUUGAUUGUGAAAAAUUUGAUUUACAUAACAAUGACCAUUCCACUUCCCUUGAUCUUCUAGGUAAAUGGCUUUUAACAGUUGCUAAAUCUGAAAAUAUAGAAUAUAAAGAAAAGGUAUUAACGAAUAUUUUGAAUCCUGCACUUCAAAUAAUUAAAGAAACACAAGAAAUGGAAGCAAAAAAUUCAAGUUCAAAAGCAGUAAUAGAAAUAUCAACAAUAUCUGACCUGUUAUAUACAAAAGUGCCAAGUCCUUUCGUACUAAAGACUCCUUGGUUCAAUGAGAGAUCUAUUCUCAACUUGCAAAUUAUGGCUCACACUAGUGGUAAUGAGAGAAAAUUAGAAAUAGUAAGAAUGAGUAAAAUUCAACCAGAAAUAAGAUUAAAAAAAAAUGAUCCUAAAAUUUGGAAUUUGUCAAUGAUUGAUAAUAUUGAUUUCAAAGAAAAAAGCUUCACUUAUUAUAAUAUUUUUAAUGCUACUCGUAAUACAUCUCAUGCAACAUUAAGAAUGUGUUUUCAAAUACCUCUUUCUUUUAAUACUCAAGAAGGACCAGAGGAUAUACUCCAAAAUUUUUCAGAAAAAGACCUGUUUGGCAUGAAUAACGUAGCAGAAAGUGCUAUAAACCUUUUUGACAAAUUGUUGGUUACAUCAUUACAGAUGACAAUAGAAAAUGAUGUUAUUAAAUAUCAGAAAGAUUUUGAUGCUUCAACAAUCUAUCAAAAAAUGAUGAAGUGUGUUGAACAUGGGUCUGGAAAGAUGAAUUACAUGAAGUCUGUUGCACAUUAUCUUGCCAUAUUGUCCCAAUAUCCAAAACUUGAGGAAAAAUUAAAUGCUGCAGCAUCCAUAAAAACAUCUGAAGACAGAGCUGGACACUUCUUUGGAUUUGAUGAGGCACUUGAAACUCUAGGUGUUAAAUUUAUUAAAGGCUUUAUAAAUGGAAAUGUAAUUGAUGAAGAUAACAUGAAAUCACAAAUAAGUGCUGCACAAACCGAACAUGAGAGGAUUGGUGUUCUCUUCUCUGAAUAUUUGAAUGAUACCACAACUCCUCAUGGAACCAGAGCAAUAAAGACACACAAAGAAACUAUGUGGGAUUUAGUUAAUCAUUUAUUAGACACAUUUAAUGUUGCAGAUAAUAAAGCACUUGAAUGCAAUUUAUGGAAAACAACAAAACCUUGUGCAUUGAAUCCUAUUGGAGUGCAAUGA